Molecule: messenger RNA, 2373 nt
Organism: Plasmodium knowlesi strain H
Lineage: Eukaryota; Apicomplexa; Aconoidasida; Haemosporida; Plasmodiidae
Product: Ras-like G protein, putative
Exons: 1
Coding region: 1-2373 (790 amino acids)
Molecular function (GO): GTPase activity; GTP binding
Source: RefSeq, a predicted model, not a curated record
AUGCCCGCCACGGGGGUGGUAAGGAACCUGUAUUUCCGGAUAAGCAUUGUGGGAGCAGUGAACAGUGGCAAGUCGUCCCUUCACAACCGACUGAUGAAGCAACUCAGCGCCACGUACAAAGAAUCGCUUGUACACCAUGAGGCAAAUUAUUCUAUUAACAUGAAUGAAAAUCCAUUUAAAGUAGGAAAUACAAAAUGCCUUAUGACAGACACACUGGGGAUGAAUGAACAAAUGAUGAUGAAGCUACAACUGUAUAACCACAAGAGAUACGAAGGAUAUAACGAACCUAACAAAAUCAUCAAUGAAUAUUUGCACAUCAUCCGAAGUAGCCACUUAAUUUUUUUCUGCGUAAAAUAUUCCGAAGUUAGGGAGAGCGAUAUUUUAGCAUAUAAUAUUGUUAAAGAUAUUUUCAUGUCGAGAGAAAACUUGAUUACUGUAAUGUUUGACGAGAAUGUCCUGAGGAAUGGAAGGCAUGGAGUGCAGGAUGACGUGAUGGUAAGGGAUAGUAAAUACAAUUUUUUAAACGCCUUUGAGUAUUUUAGUAACGUUGUCUUUUUUCCAAAAGGAUUAAUCUGGAAAGACGAGGGAGAAGACUUGGUGGAACUCAUAGGGCGGAAGGUUAGGGAGGAAGUGAGUCGCCAAUUGACUGAGGGGGCAACCCACAAGGGGGGGGACCAUCAUGAAGAUACGACGAAGGAUGGCGCUAAGGUGGACCACCCCACAUGUAACUCUCAGGAAAACUGCACAAACGACCAAGUGCGAGACCUGGUAGACGAGAGCCUGCGCAUCUUCCGCCCAAAGCUCAGCGAAGAAACGAGGAAUUAUUUCUAUAAAUAUGUGGAUCUGAGGAAAAAGGAAAAGUCGGAUGAGCGUAUGUUUAAUGAUUUUCUGAGCGAAAGGAUUUUAGGGCAGUCGCUGAAGAAGUUAACGAGGAAGGAGUUGGUCUCUCGCGGGGCAGUUGGCGAAGCGACCAUCGAUACGAAGCACAACAACACAAGCAACAACACAACAGCCAACACAAACAACAACACAAGCAACAACACAAGCAACAACACAAGCAACAACACAACAGCCAACACAAACAACAACACUGGCAACAACACUGGCAACAACACUGGCAACAACACUGGCAACAACACUGGCAACAACACUGUCGUAACCAACGGUAACAGCCCUCCUAACGCAGAUGUCGAUGCCACUUACCCGCUGAGCGACAACUUCGAGCGGAAGAGGAAAGUCGCCGCGAAGGUGAAGAACAAAAGGAUGCGGCUCUUGCAGGCAAUCGUAAGUGGACAGGGAGGGGUCAACCCCUACGAACUGUUGAAACUCACUGGCGCGGAGGAAGCCACUCCUCAGGAAGGUACAACGCAAGAUGAAGUCACUACCCAUGAGGAAGGUACCACGCAAGAUGAAGUCACUACCCAUGAGGAAGGUACCGCGCAAGAUGAAGUCACUACCCAUGAGGAAGAUACCACGCAAGAUGAAGUCACUACCCCUGAGGAAGGUACCACACAUUUGCAUGUCUGCAUCCUGGGCGAAAGGAACUGCGGAAAAACGACACUGAUGGAGGCCAUCCUGAAAAGGCCUAUCGUGCGCGAUGAAGAUGUAGUCGAGCUCUUCGGAAGGAAAAAAUACAUUAACAAGGACCAAACAACAGAACACAAAAAUGUAGAAAUAACGGUAGCAGACACUUGUAGCCUAACGAAACAACACAGAUUCAGAGGGGAGGAUACGUACCACCAUGAGAGCAAACAAGUAUUUACCAAUGUCCACAAAAGUAACAUCUGCGUGUACGUAAAGGAAGCAAAAGAAAACACCAUAAGCCUAAGUAAGGAGGAUAAAAAAAUAAUGUUUUAUCUUUUGAAAAAAAAAAAAAAUAUUAUUUUUGUGGUAACCAAAAUAGACACCAUCUUGUCAAAUUUCGAAGAGAAAAAAAAUGAAUUCCUAUCGUCCUUCUCGUCUUCCUUCAAUGAUAUACCUGUGGUUUUCUUAAACCCAAACAAUAAAAUGCACCUGCAAAAUUUGCUUAAUCGGAUUGUUCAUAUACACAAGAUGAGUUACGUACGAAUCCCCACUUCUAUUUUAAAUCUCUUUCUAAUUAGAUUCCUCCAGUUAUUUCCUAUCCCUUGGGUAAGGAAAAAAAAAUGUAACUUCAAGUAUAUUAGACAAGUGAACACCAACCCAGUCACCUUCCUCAUCUUCACCAACCUCUACCACAACAUCCCGAACAACUACUUAUCCUUUUUUAAGAAAAGAUUGAAAGAUGAAUUUCACUUGAGAGGUGUUAAUAUUCAGUUCAUCUUUCGCACUACUUGUGAUAAUGCCAACUCCAGACGGAGUCGGUUUGUGCGUGCCGGGGGAAAAAUCAUGUAG